Messenger RNA from Pelobates cultripes (western spadefoot toad), 17090 nucleotides. Lineage: Eukaryota; Metazoa; Chordata; Amphibia; Anura; Pelobatidae. The record is from the annotation of a GenBank genome assembly.
CCCAGAGUCCGCCCACUAUCAAAAUAUUACCCAAUGGGGAGUCUCGUGUCUAAAUUGGGUUGCUGACGGACGUACCUCCCGUCCAACCACAGUGAAGGAACGUUUGACACCUUCUCGCCGUACCUGUCUCGUGGCCGCUGCCCGUAAAGCUAAUCAUGUCUCCCAGGGACACGGCGGAGCAGGGACGGGGAUCCGUGAGGGAGGGAAUCCGGGCUAUCCUGCUGGGCCCUCCCGGAGCCGGCAAGGGAACCCAGGUAAAAAGCGACAAACACGUGCGAGGAAUGGGUGACUUACGGUUAAGUUUUAACGCGCUAUGAGAAUAAGCAGGGUGUUUAUCACACCGAAUAGAAUGUCACGGGAGAUGCUGUCGGUCAGAACUAGCACCUUAGAACGGAGCCGCGCGGCGUGGAAUUGGCUUUCUGACGUCGCGCACCGGGAUUGGUUACCGGUCUCCAGAGCUUAAUUCUGAGACAAAGUGUUAAAGAUGAAGCAGUCACUGAUCGUUCCAGUUUUAGAACCUUGCUCCAGAAUUCUUCCCUAUACGAUCACCCCACCCCUUAAAUUAUCUAUAUAGAUCAGUUAUGAAUGUGGGUCGAAGUUCAAAACGUUGAUAAACUAGAAGGAGCUCAAUGUUUAAAUUCCAUGAUGAUUGCUCCAUUUAGAACCUGCACAAAAUAAUUCUUUGAAUGCAGUAGUACUCGUUUAAUGAUUGGAAAUGUUUUGCUUGGGUAAUUAUGUUGCAAUUAAGGUUGGGCGCUUUUUUUUUUUCUUUUUUUUUUCUCAGCUGGUAUAAUCGAAUCAACAUUUAGGACAGAAAAAAGUGUGCUGUGCCUUUUAAGGAUAGUGAUUCAUAUACACAUAAAGUGCAAAUACAAUAUAAAUAUAUAUAUAUAUAUAUAUAUAUAUCUUAAAUCUAUCAAAAACAGGUGCCUAACUGAUACAAUGUAUAAAAAAAGAGCACUUACAUAAAUAACGUGAAAAGGGGAAUAUAUCCUCCCAACUAUUGGAUAUAUCAGGCCAAAAGAGGAAAAAGGAAGGGACACGGGGAAUAUAUACAGUGGGACUUCGGUUUAUGAAUUUAAUGCCUUCUCCGGGACUUUUCUUAUUGCGAACAUUUGUAAACCGAAACGUGGUUUCCCACAGGAAUGCAUUGAAAACCAAUUAAUCCAUUCUGGAGGUCCGAGAAAGAGUCAAAAUGAGCUGGCAUGGAAACCAACCCACAAUGCAGAACACACAAUAAAAGGCAUGCAAACGACGAAGCUCAGCUCCCUACCUUAACACAUUUUGAGAAAUGCACCAAAAACAACUGAAAACAAUUUCCAGAAUGGCUCCAAAACUCGAUGCAAAAGCCGCGCCAACACUCCAUGCCACGUGCUACCCACAGGCUCCAGCAUGCAGGGAGCGGUGCAAUAAACCUCCCAGGUACAAUGCAUCCUAGGGAAACUUGCUUUGUAUUGCAAAAAUUUUUUGUAAACCGAGGCAUUAUAUUCAAUGGAUUUUCAUUUGUAAACCGAAAAUUGUUAACCGAGGCUUUUGUAAACAGAGGUCCCACUGUAGUGUAAAUCUGUGGAUCAAGCACAGAAAUAUAAAAUAGUAAACCAAUCAACUUACAAGCACGGAGCAGUAAAAGUCUGCUCUCACUUUGAAAGCUCAGAUAUUUCAAGAUGCAGGACCACGAUAUCACAGACAGGACAUCAGCUAGAUGUAGUUCAAACCUUUUAUUGGUAACAGUAGAAAACUUUAAAAUCACAAGCUCAUUCUCUGUAGAACCAGUCCUCAGACCCUCCUGACACGCUGGCUAGCAUUUGCGUUCUUUUCGGGCACCGGAACACUGUGCAGUUCUUUCAGGGGAUGCAAGCUUUCUUCAGUGCGUCUGAAAACAUGCAUCCACAGAUUCUACACUAUAUAAUUUUUUUUCCUGUUUCCCUUCCCUUUUUUUAAAAAAAUACAUUGUAUCACUUAGGCACUUUUUUAAAUUUUAUUUAAGAUACACUAUAUAAAUAUAUAAUGUAUUUGGGUUUGCACUUUAUGUAUAUGAAUAUACACACACAGAUUUUUAUAUAUCACUCACUAUCCUUAAAGGCACAGCGCACUUUUUUUCUAUCCUACUUUUAUAUAGCGUGUUUUUGAAGCUAUUUUACACUUAAUUAGUGCUGCUUGCUUUUUUUUUUUUUUUUAACAAAUUUAACUUUUAAAUCAUUCACAGCGCCUUAUUUUACUUGAUUUAUUUUCCGUUGAAUCAACAUUUAAUCUAUGCUCGAACAAGUAAGAUUCCACAGGUAAAUCCGACGGAUCGAUACAUUUGGGCGUAGAUUAAAAUGAAUUUGAUUUAAUACUUCAUGGAAAAAAAACUGUGCUCUAGUCUAUAGUCCCCAGAAUUGCUACAGUUUAAGUAGUUGUUGUGUAUAUUAUGUCCCUGCAGGCUUUUCAAUGUAAAUGCUGUCUUUUCAGAGAAAAUGCCAUGUUUACAUUGCUGCCUAAGAAAUCCUCUAGUGACAGUCACUCAGAAUGCCUCUAGAGGUGCUUCCUAGUCCAAUGCUGCGCAGUGUUCAGCGUCUCCUUACUCUCCAUGGAGGCACUGCACGUUCGCAGUAGAGAUGCAUUGAUCAAAUAUUUCUCUAUGAGGAAAUGCUAAUAGGUGCUUGUCACGCACGUGCAAUGGCUUUCCAGUGGUUUCCUAUUGGAAAGCACUGGAUUGGCUGAAAUCAUUAAGAUUGAUUACCUCCGUUAUGGAAGUGGAGCCAGCUACUGUGAGAUCAGCAAAACGUGAUAGAAAUUGGGGAUCGACCGGUAUUUUUGGCAAUAUCAGUAUUGGCCAAUAGAUGCCGAUAAUACAUACCAGGACCGCUGGGCCCAUGACAAGCCUGGCGGUCCUGGGGGCAUCCGCAGGAAGCACUUACCUUCCCAGCAGCUCCCUGUGUAAAUCUUGUGACUCCCAUGGCCGUCAGAGCCUUGCCACGAGGUACUAUGGCGACGCUCCGCGCGGCACACAGGCCACGAGAUUUACAAUGGGGAGCUGCUGGGAAGGUAAGUGCUUGCUGUGGACCCCCACUGUACUUUCCAUGCCACUGGACCACUAGGGAAUGCUAUAUUCCCCCUCCCUGGCCAGGUAACAUGCAGGGAGGGGGGGGACUAAAAAAAAUAAAAAUAAUAAAAAAAAUUUUAAUUAAAAAAAUGCCCACCCCCAAACUACAUACCUACAGAAACACACACACUGCAUUAUAUACACACACUGUAUUCACUAUAAACACACUACACAAACACACACUCUACAUUCAUUAUAUAAACACUCUGUAGUUCGUAAAUACACACACUACACAGACACCCUGCAUUCACUUUACGCACACAACACCCACACUGCAUUCACUAUACACACUACACAAAUAUACACUAUACGGUAGAUCCCCAGUAGAAAUGGUAUAUUUAAUACGUUUUCAGACUGAUAUAUGGGGGGCAUCGGGACUCUAUUUUGUUUGUUCAACAGUAUAGUGUCAGGAACACAUUUUUUUUUUUUUUUUUUUUUUUUUUUUUUUUUUUUUAUAACUGACACUAUAGUGUUCCGUUAAAAUCUAUUCUGCCACCAAAAAAAAAACAGGGCACAUGUAUUAUUGUUCUUUGUAAGUAUGCAGAGAUGUGUGCAUUUUACUAACCCAUCCAGGGUUAGAGAUGUUCUUCAGGGUGUUGUCAACUGCUGGAAAAUGAUUGACACAAGUUACAGUAGUAGUUGAGUGUAGUAGCAUUAUUAUUAUUGUAUUUGCAUCAAUGUAGUUAUUUUAUAAUCAUUAUCAAGUUUAGUUUAUUAAAUGCAUAUUAUGUGCUGUUGAGUAAACUGUGAGUUGGCAACGGUUACCAAUUUUUUUUUUUUUUAAUUUUUUUUAUAAUUCUUUAUUUUACGGUGCAUGUUUACAUUUCUUCCAUUUCUGUGACAGAGAUGGUAUCAAAUACAGGAGUGAUGAGACAGUUUUACAUAUCACAUAAGUCUGCACACAAUUUUUCUUUUUUUUAACAAGUUACUGUACAGUUGUGGUCUCUGACGUUAACUUGCGCACCCAUGCUGUGAGUCUAAUCCUGUGUUUGGUCUUUCUAGGUAUCCAGGCGUAUAGCCUAGUUAAGGUGUUUUGGUUUUUUAUUGUUGUUACAAGCAGGUAACGGUUACCAAUUUUAAGAAUAAAUAAUGUAUGUUUCUGUUUGUAAUUUCUUAUUACAAAGCCUUGGUACUUGAUCAAUAGAGUAUGCCUGUUAUGUUGGCUGGUUACAUGGAGUCAUAGCUCAAAGGUUGACUCCAACCAAAAACCAAUGUUCUAAUAAAAUUGGUUUUAAUUAGACCUUUCCUAUUCAUAAAUACUGCUGGUGAUUGGUGUUUUGUGCAGACCAGUGGCAUGCAGACGACUAUGGUGGGGGACAUGCUUGGUGGGGGUUAUCCUGAGUCUUCUCACACCUGCAUGUGUAUUUCUUAAAAAAAACCUGUGAGACUCUAGCUAGACACAAUAUGAAAUAACCUCCCAGAGCAAGCUUGGAGUCUGGGCACAAGGACCGUACCUCGAUAAUGCAUUAUCCAGAGGAGAGCGGGGAUGGGAAAACUUCACUUUCUGUAGCCAUGGUUAGUUCAGGGAUAGCUCAUUGAGUGUGUCAGUUGAUCACACUCAGUUAAUGAACUAAGCCCUGUACCACAAGCUUAGCACAGACAGUUCAAGGCUCGCUGAAGGGUAUGUUGGAGGUGGGAAGUGACACCUAGUAGAUAGAUCCCAGGUAAGUCAAACUAUUACUGAUAUUUGGUGGUGUCCGAGCACUCCUGGCACUAUAACCUCUACAGUGGUUAAGGUGUAUAUAGUGUUUACAUAAUUAUCUAAUUUUGCCUUGUUUGUGCAGUUUGGUUUCAGAUCACUAUUAAUUAAAUAAUCCCAAGGUAACAAGUGUGGUACAUUUUAAUAUGUUCAUGUGUCUUUGUGGAAUUUCUUUAAUUUCUGUAACAGUAUGAGGUUUGAAUUUUUAUGGGCUAAAUUAUAUUACUUUAAAUACAUAUAGGGGGUCUGGGGAAUUGCUGUGUCCAUACCAUCUGUCUGCAGUAUCUUCAGGCUUUUAGAAGCACUUACUCUAUUGGUUUUGGCAUCUAAUUUUAUUUUCUUUAUUACCUACAUCAAGGAUUAUCAUUUAAUUUUUAGAGCUGGUGGUUCUAUUGAAAUACAGGCUAGGGUGAUUCUAGGGGUAAGGCGUGCCCUCGAAGGCACAAUAGGGACAUCUACCUUUCUACCCCUCCCCCCCACCCCUAUUUUUCUCUUUUCACCCUAUCCUGCUCUAUACCUGAUAAAACUGCAGGUGGUUUUUUUCAACUUAACCUCCCACAUCAGAUAUUUUCAUACAUCUAACCACAUUAACUGCCAGCUACUUUUUGUUAAAAUUUUUUGGCUACAUGCCUGAGGCUAUUGUGUUACAUAGAUGCCAAAGCACAGACAGAGCUAUUAAUGUUGACUACUCAGCGAGCACUUACUAACAAUCCUUUGCUUGUUGACAUUCUGUUACCAAACUGUCCAAUUGACAUACCACUGAGUGCUCUACAUUGCACCUACCAUCUUACCUGCAGUGUGGACCAGCCUACUAUUUUAAUUUUAUAUUUUGUUUUGUAUAUAAGUGUAUGUUGUGGUUGGUCUCUUCUGUCUUAAGAGACUUUUUAGGCAUUAUGACUACCAUUAAAAGUUUUUUUUUAUUUUAGUAAUAUUUUUCUUUAGUAUUCCAUUCUUGUAACACCAGAUAUUGCAUCCUCUGCUCCCUCCUUCUUUUUGCUCUCUAUUUUAAAUACAUAUUCCUAUUCUUUUCUCAGGCUCCAAAGUUGGCAGAAAAGUACUGCGUGUGCCACCUUGCCACCGGUGAUAUGCUGCGGGCCAUGGUGGCUUCUGGCUCAGAACUCGGUAAACGUCUUAAGGCCACCAUGGAUGCAGGGAAACUGGUAAGUGCACUUGAGUUACUGACCCAGUGUAUGGAUAUAUAUAUGUUAGUAGGACAUAACACGCAGAAAAGGGACCCUGCAAUUUUAUUUACUUUGUGUUUUGUAGUUAUUAAAUAAUGUGAUUUAGGCUCACUGUAGGUCAGAUGGAGGGAUGUCUUUCCACAUCCUUCUCUGACCAGUCUUAUGGUUUUUCAAGUCAGUCAUUGGCUUGUCUAGAAAGGGAGACAGGGUGUACUGUACUCUCUGUACCAUAAUUUUUGCAAUAGUGCCUAGUGACUCUUUAAUGUUUCAGUCUCUGGUGUGUUUUUUUUUUUUUUUCUCUCUCUUUACCAGGUCAGUGAUGAGAUGGUGGUGGAGUUAAUUGAGAAUAAUCUGGAUACUCCUCCAUGUAAAAAGGGUUUCCUUCUGGAUGGCUUUCCUCGCACUGUAAAGCAGGCAGAAAUGGUAAGAACAUACUCAAUCUAUAAUAUGACUUUCAUUGAUUUACUUAUAAAGCAACAACAUAAUGCGCAGCUCUCUGCAAUAUGUUACAUCUACCCACAAUUAAAACAUUGAUGUAUAAACUGGAGAGUGCUUUUAUCAACUUGAUUUACAUUGUUAUAUUAUUUUUUUCUUAUAUAUGUAUCACAAAUUUUAAAACAAAACUUGAAAACCCAAUAUUAAAACAGUUUAAUAUCAAAUAACUCCUUAACUGAUUAUUUUUGCAAAGUUUGAACUUUUUUGUCCCCUCUCCCACACAUACACAAACACCCCUCAAAAAUAAAAAUGUUCUUUAUCUCUAUUGCAUUCACAGAGAUGUGUUCAGGCCCGUGAGUGCUGAGCUAGUAGAGGCACUGCACAAAUCCACAAUGCUGCCUUAUUUAGCAAUGCUCUGCCUACCGACAUCCCUUCACAACUCCUGCUGUUUUUAAUCAGCAGAAUACUGGUAGUAAUUUGGGGAUGAAGCAUACAAUCCCUGUAUGCUGGUUGUCAAAGGAGAAAUUUGGGGUAUAUGUGGGGAGUAGAAGGCUCCACCACCCUGGGAAUAUUUUAUGCAAAAUGUCUUUGGCGUUCAAAACCGUACCAUAUAGAGAGAAAUAGUUACCCCCACAUUUCAAUGGUGGUACUGUUGUUGUUCCCUCCAGGGUAAUUCAGUCUGGAAGCCCUGUGGCAAACUCAACCAUAGCAUAUGAGGUCUGUCUGUGGAAGAAUUCCCCAACAAUAGAGCGAUCUGUAGGAACCCCUACAAUUUAUCAGAGUCUGGUAAUAUAGACAAAUUGUCACAGGAUAGGCCCAGCGUUCCAUGGAGCACAAUUCUAUCCACUUUUCCAUGCAUGCUAAAUGUAUAUGUGCAGACCAUUCUAAUUUUAAAAUGUUUUUUUUUUUUUUUUUGUAAUGUGAUCUGUUUCCUCCCCUUUAAAAAAAAAAAAUUAAAAAAGUGAACGAAAUCCUAUACCUAACCUUUAAUCCAAAUCCAGUACAGUCUCCUUACAGCACCUGCUGUAUUCUCAUAGAGGAAUUCAGGACCUACACCACAUGAUUGGCAAUGGCUAAUGCUGCAAUUCAGUCAGAGCUUUGAAGGGUCCAUUGCACAUGCUUGGCUAGUAAAUGUUUGAGGGAGAGUGCUUGGAUGUUCCUCUAUCCUACAGUAAGUGGCCAAGGUCUUCACUUACUUGCUGAUAAGGGUUAAAGCACUAUAAGAUAAUAGGUUGUAGUAAGAUGUGCUGUCGUUUCUCCCUCUUCCUUUUCAUUCACUCUUUUCCCACUUCUGCUUUGUAUUACCAUAUCUAGUUCUACAUGUUUUUUGAACUUUGACACUCUCCUUUCAUCCUUUUGUAAUUAUGUUUUUGAUUGGCUCAUAACCCAAAGGCAAACUUGACAGAGAAAUGCCUGAUUUUUUUUUUUUUACCAAAAGUGCUAAUAACAUGCCAAUUGUAAAUGUGAUAUUUUAUUAUUUUUCCUUUUUAGCUUGAUGAACUUCUGGACAAGCGUCAGGAAAAGCUAGAUUCGGUUAUUGAAUUCAGUGUGGAAGACUCUCUUCUUGUUCGCAGAAUUUGUGGGAGGUAACUGUAGCCUCCUUUCAGCAGACUAAUUUCCUCCUUUUUUUUUUUUUUUUUUUUUUUUUUUGCCGUCUCUCCACCCCAUUCUCCCACUUACCCUUUUGUUUAAAUCUGGAAACAUUUUAUCAGCUUUAACACACCACCACACAUUCUUCCCUCUUUUUUUUUUUUUUUUCAUGCUUUAGACUAAUACACCAAGCAAGUGGGCGCUCAUACCAUGAAGAAUUCAACCCACCCAAAGAGCACAUGAAGGACGAUGUAAGUGUAACCUAACAAUCUGUCUUUAACAGAAUCCCUUUAUCAUAGUGUUUGUUUUUGUGAGCCAUUAUAUUAAUUCACUGACUGACUAAGGAGUGUAUAUAUUUGAGAAUUCUUGGCAUAAACCCUAAAGUCAGCCUGACACAGUUUCCAUGUAUAAGAGAAAACGUUAAACUAAAGUAAAAUCAUAGGAAAAAAGAAUGAGUGAAUUUUAUAUUCGAGGAAAAAGUGAAAGAUGGAAGAGAGGAAACAUCAACUGCAAGACUACCAGAACAGUGCUAAAAAGGUAUGCAAGAGUCUAGGGACUCUUAUGUAGUCACUGAAGAAGGGACUAAAGAAUAACUGAUAUCUUUAAAUUUGUUCUCUAUUAAAAGAACACUAUAGUCACCUAAAUUACUUUAGCUAAAUAAAGCAGUUUUAGUGUAUAGAUCAUUCCCCUGCAAUUUCACUGCUCAAUUCACUGUCAUUUAGGAGUUAACCCCUUAACGGCGUUCUAUGCCGUCCUGCAUUAAGUGGGCUUUAAAGCUGUUGCGGCGGCAUAGAACGCCGUAACGGCUUUGAGCCCCUGGAGGUCCGGCGUACUUGCUUCCGCUGCAAUCCUCUUCUGGAGGGCUGCCUGACAGCCCAAGCAGCCCUCCCCCGGCAAAUGAGACCAUGGGGGCUAUGUGAUCACGAUCACGUGGCCCCCUAUAGCUGGCUGUGGAUCUGCCAGCAGGGGGACUGUCUGAAAUGUCAGUCAGUCCCACUGCUGGUGGGAAGUGUAAAAAAAAUAAUAAAUAAAUAAACAAACGUGUAAAAUUAUCUAAAAGUAUUUAUGUGUGUGUGUGUGUAUAUAUAUAUAUAUAUAUAUAUAUAUAUAUAUAUAACGUCAUACAAAGUGUGUUUUUAAUAUUAAUAUAAGUACAUAUAUUAGUAUUAAAAUACACUUGGAAUGACGUUACACACACAUAUAUAUAUAUAUAUACAAAAUUUAAUAUAAAUUAUAUAUUCAUAUGUAAUUUCAUUCAAACUGUAUCUUAUUAAUAUGUGUGUGUGUGUGUGUAUAUAUAUAUAUAUAUAUAUAUAUAUAUAUAUAUAUAUAUAUGUGUAUGUAUGUAACAAAAUACACUUAGAAUGACAUUCUAUAUAUAAAAUCCAAAUAAUCGUGUGUGUGUGUGUGUGUGUGUGUAUAUAUAUAUAUGUGUGUGUGUGUGUGUGUGUGUGUGUGUAUAUGUAUAUAUGUGUGUAUAUUCAUUCGCAAAACAAAGGGGGGAGAAGAGUCUGCGCUAAACCGGAGGAGCAGCAACCCUAUAAGGGAAUCCCUCAAGAAACCCUUGUAGAGACAGUAAAAUACAAAAAAAGGGGGGAAAGGGCUGCGCUAAAAAACAAUAAAAAAAUAAUUAAAAAAAAUAGAAUAUAGUCAAUAGACAAAGUUCGUCUAAAAAUGGAUAAAGACAGUCUCACUGAUAUGUGAUGGUAGGGUAAUAUUCCUCAGGUGUUGAUCCGUCCGUGUGGUGGCAGAUAGUCCAUAUAUGUGGAAAUAAAAACAGAGAGCUUCCAAUGGUGAAAUAUAGUACGUCUAGAUGUGAUGUAUAAAUCAAGAGAAAAGUAAUCCACUCACAUUUGAUGGAGCUUGACCCAGCUCUAGGAGAAGAGGCACUUAGUGGUUUAAUCCCCACUAUCGGAUACACUUUAGUGAUGGGUCCGUCUGUCACAACUUUGGAUUUCCUUGAUGUAGACUGGAACCUGCUCAGAUGUGCGUAGUUCUAUGGUGCUUGGGGAGAUAGGUCCGCCUCUCCAGUUGGAAUAAUGGGUAUCCACGAAAUAUAUAAAACAGUAGAUAGUGCUCUCAGUAUGAACAGUAAAAAUAUUUUAAGAAAAUAAGUUAUACUUACAAGAAUAGAGCAGACAAAUACUGCUCUAUUACCACAGCGCUGGUGGAAUUAUCCCCACCUGAGGAUUUCUUUGGACAGGAUACACUUCAGGGUUAUGGUAUUUUAAGAAAUAAAUAUUAAAAAUAAAAAUUAAAAAUGAAAAUAAAAAAAUAUAGUAUAAAAACAAUAUAUGAAAGUGCCAGGAGUAGUUGAAAUGUAUAAAAUACAAUAAAAAUAAGUAUAAGAUUGGUCCUCGUAUAAAAGGCUAACCAAAAAUAACUUUUAUUGAUUUAAAAUACACUUUUUUAAAAAAGACACCAUAAAACCUGUACAUAGGGGGUACUGUUUUACUCAGGAGACUUCGCUGAACUCAAAUAUUAGUGUUUCAAAAUGAUAAAUUGCAUUACAAUGAUGAUAUUUUAAGUAAAAGUGACGUUUUUUACAAACAAACGGCACUUUUAUGGACUAUAUUAUUGUUAUAUGUUUUACUGUUUUGAAACCCUAAUAUUAGUGUUUAGUGAAGUCUCCCGUGAAUAACAGUAUCCCUCCAUGUACAGGUUUUAUGGUGUUUUGGGAAGUUAGAGAGUCACAUAUAAGGCUUGCAUUUCAUUUUUUUGACAUUGAAAUUUGCCAGAUUGGUUAUGUUGCCUUUGAGAGCGUAUAGUACCCCAGGAAUGAGAAUUACCUCCAUGAUGGCAUACCAUUUGCAAAAGUAGACAACCCAAGGUAUUGCAAGUGGGGUAUGUCCAGUCUUUUAGUAGCCAUUUAGUCACAAACACUGGCCAAAUAUUAAUUUUUUGAUUUUUUUUUCACACAAAAACAAAUAUGAACGCUAACUUUGGCCAGUGUUUGUGGCUACUAAAAAAGACUAAACAUACCCCACUUUCAGUACCUUGGUUUGUCUACUUUUUCAAAUGGUAUGCCAUUAUGGGGGUAAUUCUCAUUCCUGGGCUACCACACCGUCUCAAAGUUAACAUUAUUAAUCUGGCAAAUUUCAAUUUGAAAAUGGAAUGUUCUAUAUUUGACCCUGUAACGUUUCAAAACACCAUAAAACCUGUUAAUGGGGGGCACUGUUGUACUCGUGAGACAUCACUGAUUACAAAUAUGUGCAUUUUUUUUUUUUGCAGUAAAACCUAAUAGUAUUAUGACAUUCACAGCUAAAAUGUCAGACGGAAAUACAAAUUAAAUUUUUUUUUUUUUUUAUUAUUAUUUUUUUUUUAGAUUUUAUUAAAUUUUAUUCAUAAUAAAUUAUGUUCCAUAUAUGAAUAGUUAAUGAUAAAUUAAAGCCCUGUUUCUCCUGAACAACGGGAUAUAUAAUGUGUGGGUGCACUUAAUGUGACAGCGGUGAAUUACGGUUGAACAGACAUAGCGCAAAUUCCAGUUUUUGUUUACGUUUUGUUUUGAUCAGAAUGUGUACUAUUGACUCCGUCCUGAAGGGGUUAAAGAAAAUUCUAUAUUUUCUGUUUUUGUUUUUUUAUUUAUCUUUAUUUAAAAAAUAUUUCUCAUCUUUGGACAUGCAAAAAAACAAAUUCAUACCCAAUCCCUCAGUCACGAUAUAAUAGCUUGGAUCCAGAUAUUAAAGCCUUGGAGUUUAGGAAAUUCUAUAUUUCAGCAUACAUUGGAUUAGUAAAGGAAAUCUCUUGGCUAGAAAAUGUAUAACCUCCCGCUUCCUCCCCCUCCCAUCCCCCAAUGCAUAUAGUUAAUGCAUUUGAGAGAAAAAAAUGCAUGUGCUAUAUUUAUGAAGUCCCUUUUCUAAUUCCUAAAUCAUACCUGAAUUAAUUACUGCAACUUAUGAUGAUCCGCCACUUUUUUUUUUUUUUUUUUUGGCCAAUCAAAUGUUUCUCACAAGUUUUGUGGGUGACGUGUGAUUAUCCGAUCCAAUGUUUCUCAGAAUUGUAUUCUGUGCAGGUAUUGAAUUUUUUUCUUUUUUAUAAUACUCUUCUUUUGAACGGUGAUGUGAAUAACUCAUCUUGCCACCCACACUUGGUUAUUUUUAAAAGCUUCCUCUCAUCCACAUCUUGUGGUUUUCAGAUGUAAAUAGAGGUUAAGAGCAUGUGCAUGAAAAGUGCAUAGGGUCUUGGAGAGGAGAGAAUGAUAGAUGUUGGUAGGUAGCUAGACGGGAUGACUUUGGCUGUGUGCCUGUGAACUUGCUGUCAUGUUUGCAGCACCUGCAAAUGAAAAUGCUAUGCAUUCAUUGUCACCACUGUGACAAAAUAAAAACUGCCUUUCUUUACAUCUCUUUACUGCAACUCAGAUUGCAUCAGUGAACUUCCACAUUGUUCGAUCUUGGACUUUAGUGAUGGGAACAAGGUAUCAAUUUAAUGUCUCUUCAUUCUGAAUGUUCCAGUAACAGUCUAAGCAUUAAUGAAAUGAUUAUAGGGCAAAGAUGCUGUCCCUGCAAAUGAUAGCAGUGCAGUUUCUGAGAAAGGGCGCCAUUUACAUUUUGGAAUUUCCAUGCCUGCUAGUAACUGUAGACCAGUAGGGUCUCACACACCAUUUACAUUUUGAAUUUGUCUGUCAACUGUGAUUAGAGGUUUUUUUUUUUUUUUUGUUUAAGUAACCUGUUAAAUGUAACUAGCAGGUUUGACCAAGGUUGCUGAUAAAAUGGUUAAAUGAAAUGUGUGAAAAACUUCAUAUUGAAAUUAACUCUGGAUUUAUUUGUCAGUAUAUUUUUAUUUUUAUUUUAUUUAUUUUUUUACACUAUUGUAUCUCUGAUCUCUACCAGCCAUUUUUUUUUUUUUUUUAAAGGCUUUAAAACUAUAGUUCACUUAUUUGUUUUAUUAUAUCUAAACAUAUUGGGCAUUUCAACAAUCAAGGCUUAUUAGUGAAUCUAUUUGAGUUAUUUUUGAUUGGUCACACUUGUGUAGAAAUUAUUCUUUCCCCAAUAGAUAAUUUUAUUCAUAUUUAAUGUGUUAUGUAUACAAAUAAGUAAUCCAAAACAGAGAUAAAUAUACUAAAAGUAAACCCCAAAUAAAAAUGAACACUGAUACCUGAAUUGCCUAUUUAAAAAAAAAUAAAUAAAAAAAAUCUAUAUAUAUAUAUAUAUAUAUAUAUAUAUAUAUAUAUAUAUAUAUAUAUAUAUAUAUAUAUAUAUAUAUUCUCUCUAUAUCUUAUCUAUCUAUUGUGCAAAGGGGAACCUAGCUGUAGUUAACUCUUAAGGCCUAAAUGAGUAUACUUGAAUAUCAUAUGGAUACAUAUCAAUUUAGUUAAAAGUAUCUACUGGAGUACGAAGCAGUCAUGGCAGAUAGCCUGAGGUAGAAACAGUGGCUCUUUCACAUACAGUCAUGGGGGGAAAAAGUACACCCUCCUAUGAAUUCUAUGGUUUUACAUAUCAGGGCAUAACAAUCAUCUGUUGCUUAGCUGAUUAAUAUCAAUCAAAUACAACCUCAGAUAAAGAAGACAUGGUAUAUUACACUGUCAUGAUUUAUUUAACAAAUAAUGCCAAAAUGGAGCUAUGUGUGAUUUCACUUCCUGUCAGACACUGGCCACUCAACAUGGAGUGAUAGGAAGGAAGGGGAGUGCUAUAUGUUUCACGUGGGGUCCGCAGCCCACCAGGAACCACAAGAAAUAAAGGUCCAGAGGUGUCACACCGUAGAGUGAAGGCAAAAAAACAUUUCGACCUUAGUCAUAUAUGUUCAGCGUUUUGGGUUUUUGUUUUUGUUUUUUUGUAAAUAUAAUUAUUGUAUGUAUUUGUAAAACAUGAGAUUAUUUUCAUAUAAUCGGAUAAAUCAAGGAUGGAAAGAAAAAGUUGCUCACGCAGGGCCCAGAGUCACAGUUCAAAUACGAGACAUGCAGGUCCGUUCUUUUGGGUAAUAGAGGCUUGCGGCAUCUCGAUUAUUUUAAGGUUGGACGUGUACGGUUUUGACAGCCUAUGCGUGGUACGUAGAGAUUUCCCCACGUUGAUGCGUGUUUAAUGUUUUCCCUGUCCUUCUUAGUUUAUCCUGUGGUAGGGGAGUUGUUGUAUAAGUGUAGGGGUCAAACCCAUUGGUUUGGAGUAAUGGACAGCGUGCAUUCUAGGGACUUGAGGAUCUCAAUGUGUUUUCAGUGGUAGGUCGAGUAUGUAGGGCUUUUACAUUUUGGUUCAUGUACCUGCCCGAGGGACUUUCGUCAAGUGGGGAGUUGUCGAGCACUUUCCGUGUUCAAUCGUAAGUUUGAUGUUGUUAUGUAGUGCCCUGUGUGUCGGUACAAGUCGUGGUGUGUUUUGUGUCGGUGGAAGGCUCUCUCGUCACGAUGGAAAAGAGAAGGCCAUUUGUGUUUCGUCAGGCACGUAGUUCCAGUUGCAUGCGUAUGGUGGAGCUGAGCGUCAACUGGUAUAUGGGCUAGGUCGCUUUCCGGGUGGCCUUUGUUGAGCGGUGCCAGUGUUGGUGCAGCGUUUUUUAUGCUGAAGUGAUGCACUAAACAUUCAUUAGUUGCCAGUAAGGUCUUAACCAACCCUACAAAUUAGUCAAAACAUGACUUUUGUUACUGACUUGAGGCUGUUAAGGGGAUAACAGGGCGCCAUCACAACCUCAUCAAAAUAAAGUUAUGGUGCCAGGCGGUCCCUGGUGCAGGCUCACCUUACAGGGAUACUAUAGUGCCAGGAAUAGAAAGCUGUAAUCCUGACACUAUAGCUCCCUCUGCCUCCUCCACCCUUGAACAGUUUAACCCCAAAGUCUGUGUCCCAGCUCUGUGACGCCUCGCUGUCCUUCUGUUUUCUCAAAAUCUUUCAGCAGAAAGGCUCUUGAAGAAUCUGGCAGGAGAUGCUCUCGGCCAAUCUGUGACUUCCCAUUCAUAAAAAAAAAAACUGACUUGAAAAAGGUUUUAAGUUGUUAUGCUGCCAGGAGUUCCCUGGUGCUGGCUCAUCUUCAGGGGUUAAACCGUUCACUGUUUGGCUGAGAGAGCAGCAGCGCCGGUGCUAGAUUCUGCAAGAGCCUUCCGGUUUAAAGAUUUUGAGAAAACCUAAGGACAGAGGCAGGAGAUUCGGCAUUGGAACACAGACGUUGUUUUGUUUUUUAACCCCUGAAGGUGAGCCAGCACCAGGGAUCACCUGGCAGGAUAACAAUUUUGAUUGUUACGGUUCCCGGACUGGCCCUUUUUAAUAGAGUAGACACACUACAAAAAAAGGCAGACUGGCUUUAACAUUGCAAUUCAGAACUGCUGUCGAGUUUAUCCAAUAUAAAAUAUUCUUGUUCAAUAAAAGGCCUUCAAAGAAAAGAAAGGCCUGAAUACUCUUAUCUGUUUGUAUGUUGAUGACCUUGACCAAUUCUUAAAUUUCAUCCUAGGUAACUGGUGAACCUCUUAUACGACGAUCUGAUGAUAAUGAAGUUACACUGAAAUCUCGGCUGGAGGCCUACCACACAAUGACCUCUCCGUUGGUGUCAUAUUACCAACGCCAUGGGAUCCACACAGCAGUGGAUGCUGCUCAGUCCCCGGAUGUCGUGUUCGCUAGUAUCCUGGCAGCAUUCUCCAGAGCUCAUUGUAAAGAUAGUGUUAUUUUUAUAUGAAAUAGAAGUCCAUAAAGUGCAGAAGAUUAGAACUUUAGUCAGUUUGCUGAUGGGCGCCUACACAACACCACGUAUUGGUCUAGCACCAUAGGACAUGUUAAGCCACUAGAUAAAAAAAUUUGUAAAAAUUUUAAUUUUGAAACUAUUUGCGUACAAGAUUAAGGAAAUUUGGCACAUCAUUGGGGAAAUAACUUGCCACGGUUCCCCUUAAGUAUAUACUUUGGAAAGUUUUUCAGCUGAUUAAGCUACCCUUUCCAAUGUUAUUCAGUCCAAGGAAACUUGCAAGUAACUUUGAACCAGAGAGACUUCCUUGAGCUGAGAUGCUCCUUUUAAUUGGGAAUUCAUUGAACACUUUGUGAGCUCCAACUUCACAUGAGUUUCCCUGUAAGCUGAUGCAUAGAGAACAGCAGGAGCUCUCUGUCCUACACUAUCUAAGAGUCUCCUGUCUAAUUCUGAUCCUUUAACACGGACACUACGUAGUAGCAAAUUACUGGAAUCUUGCUGUAUUGCAAUUUGUAUUUCCUAUGGAAGCAACCACUGUCCUGACUUAAUAAAAACAAUGGCAACCACAAACGUUGAUUCCUGUUGCUUAUUAUUGCAGUUACAAUCUGUUUUUAUAAACUUUUUGAGCUUGUCAGUUUUCAUUAAAUGCUUAGAUAAGCACUCAUGGAAGUUGAGUGAAUGACUGAUGUGCCUGUUCCUGUAUUUUAUAAACCUUCAAAUAUGCAGUUAAUUUCUAGCGGUAAACUUAGGAUUUGUAUUACAAAAAUACCUUAUUUUGGACAGUUGCCUAUGUAAAUAUAACCUUUUUUUAGAGGUAGUGGUAAAUCAGUAUAUGUGUAUAUAAUUAUUCAUAUAUUUAUUUGAAAGCGAUAGAGGAAUAAAAAACUUAUUUCACAUCAUUCAUUCGUUUUCCUUUUGUUCAUUUCAGCACACUGAUUCCCAGCCUUUCCAGAACUGUGCUGUCUGCAGGCCCAAAGAUGUGCCCAAUGUGUUUUUAAGGCCUGCACUGGCUGUUGACCUGUGAUGCUGUUUUUGUACCUGAUCCAUCUUACACCCAACCCCACCAUUACCACUGAGUCUUGCCAUCUCCUGUGUUAUGAAAAUGUCAGCUCAUUGCAAAAAUCUCUUUAUAUGAUUUAACACAAAGGCAAUAUGCACUUCUACUUAUGUUCUGGGAGGAAAAACCUUUUUGCAUGGCCUUUUCGACGUACACUGUGAAUAAAGCGCUGUCACUAACGGCAAGAUAAGAUCUGUCCAUCACAAACAUGUGUAAAUGUGUCUUUAGACCGAAGCAAAUCAAGGAUGAUCCUGCAUACCAGUGGUGGGUUUUUUAAUUUGACGUUGGAAUAAUCACAAAAUGAAUAUCAUGUUGAAUGGACCUAGGAAUAAAAUAUACACUUCUUAGAAUUCUGACCCUUGCUGGGGUUCGGGUAAUUACAUCUUUCUACCAAUUCCUAAAUAUUACAGUGCCUUACAUUUUUACCAGUGCAAUAAAAGGUCUGCAAGUGUC